UACCUGCGGAAAAUCCCAGGAAAAUCAAUACUAAUGAGCCAUUAAACGUGGCCUCAGCUGCACUCGGCCGUAGUCUAAUGAGCUGAGCGACGGCGGAAAUUGAAUGUUGGCUCUAACCAAGCGGCUGCAGCAGGAAAUCACAUCAGCAUCGUUUCUAGCCAUCUCUCCGCCGAACGGAAACGUUAAAGGUAGCACUAAAACGGAAGUCUUAGGCGUAAUGCCUUGCGCCUGAGUGGAUGCGUAGCAUGGGCUGCUCCAGUUCCAAGUCCACCACCGUAGACGACACCAAGUCACCAAAGCCCGUUUCAGCCAAGUCAACCAAAACUAAAAUGGAGUACCCUGCAUCGGAGGCCUUUACCAUUCCGUUGGAGAACGAUGACAAUCCGGAGAUGCCGCUAAACGAGACUCUGCGACAGCCACCGAAGAGGAUUCAGCAGAUGAUGCAGGAGGCAGCCAGCUCGGAGCCACCAACUCUCGAGGAGCUGGAGGACAAGCAGCAGAAGGCCGAGCAGAGGCGGCAGGAGCUGAUGCAGCAGAAACUGGAGAUCAUCCAGAAGAAUGCCCAAAUGCUGAUGAGGAGCCACGGGGAGAACCCAGACGAAGGCGACCGCAAUGAGGCCGAGGGGGAGGAGAACCAAGAAAAGGACUAAAUACACGAGUAAACUUCUUUUUCAUUCACAUUUUUAUUGUUAGCUUUAAAUUAUAUAUGUAUUACUAUAUAUCGUAGUAUAUUUCCAAACAAUUAGAUUGUAUGCAAUUAAAUCUGCUCUCAUCCUCAAAAUGCUGUCCCUCUGCCCUCGCUCUGUAAUCCUAUGUCAAACCUUUCGCUGGUAGUCAAAAACGUGAUCUAUUUGUAAUCGAGUGUCCGGCCUGGGCCGAGAUUAUAUAUGUACGUCUAAAGGCUAUAUGUAGGUAAGGUAUAGGUAUUUGGAUUGGUUUGCUCGACUCGCGAUUGGCUUUGUCGGAUAUAUAUUGUUUGCAGUACUAUAUGCUUCUUUAGGAUGUGUGUGCGUGGUUGUAAAUCAUGUCUUUUGGGUUUGUUGGUUGGUUUACACUUGUUCUUGUUCUUGUUCUUGUUCUUGUUGCUCUUUACUUUAUAUUAAACGUCGUAUUCAUAUAUAUGUACUUGUAUAUAUCGUAUCGUUUAGGUAUAAAUAUGCGUAUGGUGUCACAGACACUACAAACGUCGCUUUGAUUUCGGCUUGAUUCGCGUCCAGACCCCGAUUCCGUCUCACUCGGAUAUACUUGGGCCAACAAUUUGUUAAUAUUUCAAUUAGUUACCUACACACUCAUUAAAAAUGUUCGCUCCCCGAUCGCAUCGAAUAUAUGGUAGUACCUGGAUGUCGUUUGCUUACACUGUAUGUAUUUUACUCUUCAUAUGCUUUAAAUAUGCUUGCGGUUUGCUAUUAGUUAGUUACUUGAAUUGGUGCACUUCGAAGAAGCAUUUGGUUUAAUAGCUAUGAGUUGUGGUACGAUUCGAGGAUGUUGUCCAAAGAGAUGGUCCGCCAGUCGUUGGAUUGGCCACUUUCAGCACAACCUAGUGGGUUAUUUAAAUACUAUUCCGUCUAGUGAUCCUGAUCCUGAUCCUGAUCCUGAUCCCUGCCCCUUUCCCGCCCUAUGUCCGUGUCCCUGAUCUUCCCCCAACUGGGCCAUCUCUUCGACACACGCCCGAACAUAUUGCUUGCGUUACGGUUGUUACUCUCGGUUUUAGACCGUCCCCCGUCCUCGGGAGGGCUUCCUCGUCAGUUACAAAAGGUUUGUUCUUAGUUGUUGAACCAUGGUGGGUUGCGUUCUUAAUACAUACAAAUACUCGUAAUUUUAUACAUACAUAUUCAGAUAUAUUCGCAGGUUUCUGUCUGCAAGUUUUACUUUUGGUUUGGUUUUGGUAUCUACGCACAUGUACAAAAAAACUGAUUCAAACUAUCGAAAACGAGCAGUACAAUCACAAUAUUCCCCUACGAUUAAAUACAUAUCAUGUCAUAUCAUAUAAUCAUAUAACCCCCCAACCUACACAACGAAAUUCGGAACGAGAACAUAACGUUUCCACUGGUUGGCCAAGAUGCAACCGCCAUUCGUUGCCUGCGGAACCUAAUCCUUCCUACUUUGAACUUGUAUUAAAGCUUUUUGGGUUUCUGCCUCUCUGCCUC
This is a messenger RNA of Drosophila eugracilis, 2147 nucleotides long. RefSeq lists its product as uncharacterized. The transcript is spliced from 2 exons. NCBI's taxonomy places the organism in Eukaryota, Metazoa, Arthropoda, Insecta, Diptera, Drosophilidae. The record is from RefSeq and is a predicted model, not a curated record. The coding region runs from base 237 to 650 and encodes 137 amino acids.